AUGACCCUCCUACGGUCCACCCUCCGGGGUACAAUAAUACGGCACUUAUCGUACACAAGUCGACUACGACAAGCAGUGAAACAGUUCAAUGAACCUCCUCGAAUAAACCAAGUAGGUAUACAGUAUCUAUCUGAAGAUUUACAUCUGAAAGUGUUCCCCCGAGUCCCUAGCACCAGCUACUUGAACCAUCCGUACCCCCAGCUUUUGGACGAAGCACGGUUCCAAUUGGAACGGAACGGCUUACUAGGCAAGAAAACACAACUCCUGGAACCAAUCAAUAUUUCCAACUUCCCCCAGCUAGUAGGCAACAACACUUUAGAUGAACAUUUUUACAAGGUGGGUGCUCAUGCCAGUGAGCCCUACCGAUCCAUGUGUCAUGACUUUUUAAAGCAGAGUCUUCCUCCACGACCCAAAGCUUGGGAAUUCAAAUCAGGCUGGACCAGAUAUGCACCUAACGAGCCACCGCAACCCGUGCCGUAUCCUCUUGAAGACGCAUUGGUAUUUGAUGUGGAAACACAAUAUAAACGGUCUCCAUUUGCCGUCAUGGCCGUCUGUGCGUCUGAAAAGGCAUGGUACGGCUGGGUAUCACCAGCAUUGCUUGAAGCAUCCCCUGAUGCUUCUUACGAGCACUUAAUACCGAUGAACUGUCUACACAAUGAUAAGUUGAUAUUGGGUUACAAUGUCAGCUACGACAGAGCUCGUGUUCUCGAUGAAUACAACAUCAAACAGUCGCAAGCGUUCUAUUUAGAUGGUAUGGCAUUGCACGUUGCAACCAGCGGAAUCACGUCUCAACAACGACCUCGAUGGAUGAAGCAUAAGAAGAAUAAGAGGAAACUUCAAGAGUUAAUGAACGAAGAAGACUCUACAGACACUGCUGCAGAAACUGCUGCAAUCUUUUCUAGCAUGAAGACAGACUUUACUGAUAUGCAAGAGGAAAUUGAUUCUGACUUGAUUGACGACCCAUGGCUCUCGAAGGGCUCAACCAAUUCGUUGGCUAACGUUGCUGAAUUCCACUGUGGAAUCAAAUUACAGAAGGAAACACGGGAUAUCUUUGAAACUCUUGAAACCUCGGAGAUUAUCGAUAGCUUCAAUGAUUUAAUGGAUUAUUGCGCAAUGGAUGUCGAUGCCACAUUUGCUGUGAUCAAGCAUUUGUUCCCUCGGUAUGAGUCGAAGAUCCCCCAUCCUAUUUCCUUUUCAGUUCUCAGACACAUGGGCACCUUGUUCCUACCCACCACGAAGAAGUGGGACGAAUAUGUUUCUACGGCAGAGAGAAUAUAUCAAGACAACAGAGAACAAGUUUCGGACAUUUUGAAGUCUAGAGCCGACGAAUUGAUUCAAUUUGCGGUUCAGCAUGAUGAAUCCUUGAAACCAGAUUGGGAAACCGACCCAUGGCUUAAACAAUUGGAUUGGACCAUCAAGGAAGCAAGAAUCAAAAAGGAUGGGACUCCUUACAAGAAACAAUCGUUUUUAAUCGGAUACCCGAAUUGGUAUCGUGAGUUAUUCAAGAUGGUUGAGUUGUCGGACGGUACAAAGGAGAAACAGUUGAACAUUACUGUGAGAACCAGAAUCACUCCCUUAUUACUACGAUUGAAAUGGGAGGGUGAACCUUUGAUCUGGACAGACUCUCAAGGUUGGUGUUUCAAGGUGCCCUACAACGACGACAGAAUAGCCGAAUUUGAAGCCAAAAAUUAUAACCAAGCCCGGUUAUCUGAAGAAGAUUUAGAGAAGUUCUUACCUGAGCUUCAAGACUUGGGUCAGUCUUAUGUAUUGUUCAAGGUUCCACAUCCUGGUGGACCCAAGAAACGGUGUACCUCGGUUAUGUCGAAAUCAUACCUGAAAUACUUCGACAACGGGGUAUUGUCCAGUCAUUAUGAGUAUGCCAAAGAGAUCUUGGGCUUGAAUAGCAUGGCGUCGUACUGGAUGGGUAACAGGAACAGAAUCAUGGACCAAUUUGUCAUAUACCAAGACCCGGAGAAUAAAAAGAACCAAUUCUUUCAGACUCCAGAACAACAGAGUUCAAACCCGGAUAUGGGCAUAAUUAUUCCAAAGUUUGUAACCAUGGGUACCAUCACCAGACGGGCAACGGAAAACACAUGGCUUACUGCCUCAAACGCUAAAGCAGAUAGGAUCGGGAGCGAGUUGAAGUCUUUAAUAGAAGCACCCAAGGGUUAUGUAUUUGUUGGAGCAGACGUGGACUCUGAAGAGUUAUGGAUAGCCAGUUUAAUUGGUGACUCCAAGUAUUUGGUCCAUGGAGGUUGUCCAUUAGGUUGGAUGACCCUUGAAGGUGAAAAGAAUGAGGGAACGGAUUUACAUCUGAAGACAGCUGAAAUCUUGGGUAUUUCACGGAAUGACGCCAAAGUGUUUAAUUAUGGUAGAAUCUAUGGGGCCGGUGAGAAGUUUGCUGGGACGCUUUUGAAGCAGUGUAAUCCUACUUUGUCUGAUGCUGAAGCCAGUAAAAUGGCCAAUGAGUUGUACACUCGGACAAAGGGAAGUCGGGGUAAGUUUUUGUAUCGGAAUGAUUAUAAUAAGCCUGAGGUAUCAGCAUUAUAUGGCGAAGAAGCACCCAAAAAUGGCUUACUGCUUUAUUAUGGAGGUACGGAAUCCAUUGUGUUCAAUGCUCUUGAAGAAAUUGCCGGGAAUCCAGAACCACGAACUCCAGUACUUGGAGCUGGAAUAACUGAUGCUCUUAGUGUAGGGAAUCUCAACUCCAACAAUAGUUAUUUGACCUCUAGAAUCAACUGGACCAUUCAAAGUUCCGGAGUUGACUACUUGCACUUGUUGAUUAUGUCCAUGGAUUAUUUGACCAAAUUGUAUAAAGUUGACGCUCGGUUAUUGCUUACCGUUCAUGAUGAAGUGAGAUAUCUUGUGCAUGAAGAUGACAAAUUUAAGAUUGCCUUACUUUUGCAAAUUAGUAAUUUGUGGACCAGAGCCAUGUUUUCCGAGCAAUUGAGCAUCACCGAGGUUCCACAAUCGGUUGCAUUCUUUCUGGAGGUUGAUGUUGAUAAGUAUCUACGGAAAGAUGUCAAUGCUUCCUGUGUGACUCCCUCUAAUCUUGAAGCCAAGGCUCCUGGUGAAUCUUUAACGAUAUUACAGUUGCUUGAAAAAUGUGGACACGGAGAUAUUCUUAAGUUGGACCCAGAGUAUGUUAAACAGUUUAAUAAGAACUACGAGGACAUCAAGUUUGAGCCCAGACCAACUAUUCUCAACUCAAAUACUGGGAAGAGUGACAUGAAAGCUCGAAUCAAACGCAUUGAACUAGAAGGGUCGGAAGAUCCAGAUCUUUGGCGUAUAUUGCGUCGACAAUGCUUUGAUUUAAUGAAAACGGCUUACUAUGAAACGUUAGAGAAUAAUGUUAAUAAAACCUUCAAACAAAAGCUGAAACAGAAGCUGAAACAGAAACUGGUAACCGCCACAAGGGCUCCCAAAGAUACACAGGACGACACUUCUUCCAUGAACAAUACGGAACUGAAAUACAUCUCAAAGUACACCAAACGAGCCACUACAGCUACUACUACAGCCACUGCAGCCUCCAGUACUACUACAGCCAGUGCUAGAUCCACUACACCCACUACCACCAAGACACGACCAUCUGCUCCAUUGCUGUCAAUGAUUUCAGCCAUGUCCAUCAGUGCUAUGAGAAGGAAGAUUAAAGUUGGCCUGAGUUUACCAGAGGAGGCUAAGCCUGCUCCCAAUGUAAAACGACGAUAUGUCUCUGAGCAAUUUCAAGAUGACAUGGCGCCGACUAUUUCGCUGAAUAAAAUUUUGACAGAACAGUCGAACCAAAUGCUUGGUAAUAGUCGACGACCGUCUCGAAUUAUUGCCUGA
Lizanozyma spartinae is the source of this 3825-nucleotide messenger RNA. It is a transcript of the gene MIP1, whose product is annotated as DNA-directed DNA polymerase gamma. Gene Ontology annotation, molecular function: 3'-5' exonuclease activity; DNA binding; DNA-directed DNA polymerase activity. Gene Ontology annotation, biological process: mitochondrial DNA replication. The transcript has a single exon. Lineage: Eukaryota; Fungi; Ascomycota; Pichiomycetes; Serinales; Debaryomycetaceae. The record is from RefSeq and is a predicted model, not a curated record. Gene Ontology annotation, cellular component: gamma DNA polymerase complex; mitochondrion. Bases 1 to 3825 code for a protein of 1274 amino acids.